AUGACCUCUCUACCCUCGCAGCAUCCCACACUCUCCCUCCACCUCUCCGACCGCAAUCUCCACCCGAUCCUCACAUCCGCCCGCUCAGACACCCAGCUCGAGGCCCUGACGUCCCUCGCGACAACCUCCCUGACCGCCCACGCCGCCGCCCAUCGCCUCGCGCUGGGCCACCCCCAGCGCCUCAUGGUCGAGCACGGCCCCGGCGCCCCCGUCGUCCUGACCUCCUACCUCGAUCCAGCCGCCGCCCUGUCCUCCUCGCCCGCGCACACCCCCACCGCGGCACGCAUAGCCUCCUCGGCGACAUCCCCCCGUCGCGCCGGCUCCCCAUCCACCGGCGCCGGCGGCAUCGUCGUCACGGGGCCGCCCGCAGCCUCCUCCUCCCUGAAUCCCGCUGCCGUCGCCGCCGCCGCCGACCCGUCCCCCUCGACAUUGGCCCAUUCCGCCCUCGCGCCCCCGACAGACCUCCUCGCCGCCGUCACCCUCUCGAGCGCCGGCUCCGGCUCCGGCUCCGACCCCACCGCCACCGCCACGACCUCAUCCCGUCCCAACGGUGUCCCGCCCCCGCGAAGCAGGCCGCACACUCGCGACUCGGGCCGCGCAGCAUCAUCAGCAGCAGCAGCAGCUACGCCUCCCGCCAAGAGGAAACAGACAGCUCCUCACAGUCGCAGCGCGCAGGACGGUCUCGAGACGUCCGCCGCCGACGCGGCGCCCAUGCUCAUAGGCCUCGUCGUGGCCGGCACAGCCGAGGAGGCGCUCGAGGCCCGGCGCGCGGCCGUCCGACUGGAGCGCGUCGCGAGGGAAGUCCAGCGCGAGUGGACCGUCGAGGAGAACAGGCGCUACGACAGCGACGAAAGUGGUUGA
Messenger RNA from Verticillium nonalfalfae, 861 nucleotides. RefSeq lists its product as uncharacterized. The coding region runs from base 1 to 861 and encodes 286 amino acids. Lineage: Eukaryota; Fungi; Ascomycota; Sordariomycetes; Glomerellales; Plectosphaerellaceae. The transcript has a single exon. The record is from RefSeq and is a predicted model, not a curated record.